Molecule: messenger RNA, 372 nt
Organism: Loa loa (African eye worm)
Lineage: Eukaryota; Metazoa; Nematoda; Chromadorea; Rhabditida; Onchocercidae
Exons: 5
Coding region: 1-372 (123 amino acids)
Source: RefSeq, a predicted model, not a curated record
AUGAGUGAUAAGUGUGGAGUACACAUUGUUUUCCAUCUUAUUUUACCUAAGUUGUUGUUUCAUACUAAAAUACUCUCCUAUGAUCACCAACAUGGAAUUAAAGAUAUGGCUACUGCUGAUACCUGUAUUCAAACUGAUAAGCGGGUAUGGUCUGUUGGUGGUACAAUUACUGAUAACUUACAGAACUCUUACAGGAAAGAAGAAGGCGAGAACAAGAGAGAGGAGAGACGAUUGGUAAAACACCAGAGGAGUGUCGUGACUUUGGAUUAUGGGAAGAAAUAUAUCAUUGUUAGGGGUGAUACUAAGCAUGACGAAGCUGUUUCGUUCGAUCUCAAAAUCAGAAAUAUCUUUCGGAAAAAUAGUGAUUCUUGA